AUGUCCUCAUCAUCAACAACAACAAUACCUCAGCCACAACAUCCUCAACAACAGAUCAAACAUACACCAUUGCAAUUCAACAAUGAUACAUCAUCGGCGGGACAACAACAGACACCUGCCGUGAUAUAUCCUGCUGCAAGCUCUGCCAACUUGUACGCCCCACUUGAGAUGUACAUGGCGUUGCUGUCAGAUGGAGAUGUACGCACUCGAACUGAAGCCGUACUCAGCCUGCUCCCUCUGUUACCAGUCAAUCAUCGAGACAAUGCAUCAGACCUCGUAUAUAACGUUCGCAAACAGAUGGCUGUCGAGACCAACAAUGAUGUGUUGGUGCUGUUGGUGCGACUGCUUGGACGCCUGGCACUCGAUCCCUACGUCGACAGCACAUCCUGUAUCAACUUCCUCCUCUCAUCGACCGUCAAGCUGACACACUCCAAGAAGGUGAUCGUCGCGGCACUGUCGGCAAUCAGAGGCAUCGUGGCAUCCAAGAACGUCAAGCUGGCGCUCCUCAUCUCGACCGCCGCCGAGCCACUCCUCCACAACAGCAGUCCAAUGGUGCGUCGUGAGUGUCUCCUCCUGCUUGGAUGCAUCAAUCGUGCGCACGAACAAGAGUCUGAGGAUGUCCAAGGCAUCAUGGUCAACUUCCUCAAAGACCCUGACUACCGUGUGCGCGAGGCAGCACUCAAAUCCCUCUCAUCCAUCUUCUAUCGAUGUGGCAGUCUCUCUGUCAACAAGAUCUACCAACAGACGACACUGAUGCUUGUGGACGCAUUUGAACAGGUGAGAUUGGAGUGCAUCAAGUUGUUGUGGAUCAUAAGCAAUGUGUAUCCGAAUCAUGUUCUUGGCACGAUUGGCGAGAGGAACAAGAGCGAGAAGAUACGUUUGGUGGACGACGUGUUCAAGAAGAUCUGCAAUGCUGUCAAUGACCCAUCGGUACUUGUUAGGAACUGUGCCUGCAAGCUACUUGGUUGCAUAUAUGACGUGGGCAUCACUCAACUCAUUCAGACAUUGAGCAAGGAGAUACUGUUUGAUUAUGAUAACAAAGGUCGCAAGAAGUUCCAGAUUGGACACAGCAGGUAUAGCAAGCAGAAUCAACAGCAACAACAACAGCAACAGCAGCCACAACAACAGGGCAACAACAACAACAACUAUACACACAUUGCUGUACCAGAGGGUGACAUUGACUUCAUGUCCUCAACAGAGUCAUCGAUGAGUCUUGUGGACUCGGGUGCAACGGGCGCAUUCAUUCAAGGCCUGGAGGACGAGUUCUACGAGGUACGCUCAUCGGCCAUCGACAGCAUGUGCGAGCUAAGCGUGCGUAACAAUGAGUUUGCCCAGAAGAACAUCGACUUCCUCGUGGACAUCUUCACCGACGAGAUCGAAUCAGUGCGCAUCAACUCGAUAAACAGUCUGCGAAAGAUUGGACACAUGGUCACGAUCAAGGAGGAGCAGCUACAUGUCAUAUUGGCCUCGUUGGAAAACUCGUCGUCGGCUGAGCGCCAGGCGGUGCACCGACUUCUGACGAGCAUCCACGUGUCCAACUUCUCCUGUCUGCAUGCAACUGUUCAGGCACUCCUCAUCAACCUUCAAAAGUAUCCACGCGACCUCUACUCAAUCUUUGAAUGUCUCUCCAAGCUUGGCUCCAAGAACACCUCGACAGAGUUCAUCGUCGAAGACCUUCUCAAGCUCGACAACAAGUUCGCCUCUGUCGAACCAAACAUGGACGACAUAUUUUACGUUGCCAUCAUGAUUGUAAUACUCAAUAGUGCCAAGCAUAACAACACCAUUCUAUCAUUAUUGCCACCAUUUUGGAUACAACAUCACCUGUACUUCAAGGACAAGUAUCCUCUGUAUUUCCCUCAGUCUCUACAGACUGGCGGCACCAUCCAGGAGGAUACAUCAUCGGACUCCCAUACCAAAUAUCAACUUCGACUCGAAUCACAAGACGACCUUUCCAAGUUCUUAAAGGAUACUCAGGCAUUGCUGUAUGGCAACAAUGUAUCAUCACUCAGUCAUCAGAACCAAGGAAUCAUUGAGUUGUUGAGACAAAACAAGCACAGCCAUAUAGUCAGAUUGAUUGAAGAAUGUGAAAGGAACCUCUGGAGAAUAUCCAGUAUCAACAGGAUACUCAAGCCUACAUCCGACUUCUACCUUAUGUAUCUUAAGCUUAUCAAGCUCAUUGUAAAUAUCAAACGAAGCUCAAUCCAUGAGCUCUCACAGUCUGUUGGAAGAAAGAUAUCAAGCCUUGCCUACAAGAUGCAAGUACAGUUCAUUGGCCUGGAUGCCACGAUCAAGACAUCGCUCAAUGGACUCAAACUUGUUGGCGACAUUGUCUUCAUCCUCGGCAGUCUGGUACAAUCAUCCAACUCCUCGACAGCAGACCAACAAUUGGAUAUCCUAAGACAGAGACUAUCAUCAUUCAAAUCACUCAACGAGAAGUACUCAAUCGAAACGCCAAGCCCAGUGAUCAGACUACUGGAUCGCAUUCAAUCGAUACCGAAACGCAACAGUAUAGCUCAUUUAGAACCUCCACUUAAGCAGCAAAGGAUUCAUCCUCAGUCGACUAGUACAGACAUACUUGAACAUCUAUCAUUAUUCAUCAAGGAAUACGAACCAUCACUAUUAUUUGUAAACAAUCAAAUCAAGCGCAAGUCUGUCAACAUACUACCACCGCCACCUCACGAGAAGCCAUUGGAGUACAUCGAGAACUAUCCAAUCAAGUUGGCCAUCCAUGGAAACAUUGAGAAUUUCCCAAGUGUAGAGUCACUCUACUUCAAGAUCAAAAUAUUUGACAGGACACAACUUCAUCCAGUACCCUCCAACUGUUUAAUACCAAUCAAGCCACUAUUGUUCACAGUAUCAUCUCCACUGUUCAUCAAUAUGCCAAGGAGGAACUAUCCAAAAGAAAUCAUUCCACUUGGAAUCAGCAUUGUUGAACUAGUUCCAAAUGAACUGCAACUGACAUCGACGACUGACACCAAGAGUCUGCUGGCAAGGAUGCAUGCCAAGGACAACUUUGAUCCCUACCAGCUCGUGCCACUAUGUAAGCCAUUCACGUUCAAUCUGUCCCAACGCGACUGA
Molecule: messenger RNA, 3078 nt
Organism: Acytostelium subglobosum LB1
Lineage: Eukaryota; Evosea; Eumycetozoa; Acytosteliales; Acytosteliaceae
Exons: 7
Coding region: 1-3078 (1025 amino acids)
Biological process (GO): snRNA processing
Cellular component (GO): integrator complex
Source: RefSeq, a predicted model, not a curated record